CUCCGCGCUUUACGGCACCUCUCACACACAUGGGAACCGGCUCUUUACGACAGUCAGAGCUGCAGCGGCGUGCUGGGUGAUGGGCUGAGUAGGAGCAGGUGACACAAGGAUGGGCGACCCAGAUAGGAUACUUAGUGCAUCCCCCAACUGGUAUUGCAGCCGCGCCAGUGAUGCAGCUGGAGGCCUCUUUGGAUACGCUGCUCGUAAUUCUGUGUGCUUACUUCGAAUAAGCCCCCAAGAGCCUGGAUUCUAUGGGGAGCUGGUUGGGCAUACAGACAGGGUAUCCAGCUUUGCCUUUUCCCACUUCUCUGGUCAGUCUCACCUCUGUGCCAGCAGCUCUGAUGACGGAUCUGUGAAAGUUUGGGACACCCAGACGAAGAGCAUUGUGACCGAACACAAGCUCCAUCGGAACACAAUCUCUGCCCUUCACUGGUCUCCCCUGGUGAAGGACCUGCUGGUAACCGGGGAUGAGAAGGGAAUUGUGGUUUGCUUUUGGUGUAACCGAAAUGAUGGACAGCAGUUCUUUCCUGAGCCGAGGACCAUUGUCUGCCUGUCCUGCUCGCCGCACCAAGAGGAUCUGGUGGCUGUGGGGUACAAGGACGGCAUGGUUGUCCUGAUAGACAUCAGCCGCAGAGGAGAGGUCACACAUCGUUUGCGUGGACAUGAUGAUGAGAUCCACUGCCUGGUAUGGUGCCCGCAGCCCCGAGAGGAAGACCUAACCCAAAAGCUGGAGGGGGUACCAGGAGUGGAAUGGAAUUCAACCAAUGGCGAUCUACUGCCUGAGACUGAGCACAAGGGCUGCUACCUGGCCUCGGGCUGCAAAGAUCAAACUGUCCGUAUCUGGAGUUCCUCUACAGGCAAAGGCAUUAUGACCCUGAAGCUCCCCUAUCUGAAGCGGCGUGGAGGGGGCACUGAUCCAGCGAUGAAGGAGCGGUUAUGGCUAACACUGCACUGGCCUCACGGGCGACCAACUGAGUUAUUGUCCAGUUGCUUUGGGGGGGAGGUGCUCCUGUGGGAUUUAACCAGGACUGGGAAACAGAAAUGGAGUCUCCUGGGCUCUUCGGAAGGACAGAACCACACUCGGAUUGUGUUUAACCUUUGUUCGCUUGUUACAGAGGAAGGGACAGAGUUGCUGCUGUCUACCUCUAUGGAUCGGGAUGUGAAAUGCUGGGACUUGGGUUCCCUGUCUUGCUGCUGGUCACUGAGCUCAUUAGGUGGCUUUGUGUACAGCCUGGCUUUCUCUCCUGUGGCAGCCGGAUGUCUGGCGGUCGGCGUAGGUGAUAGCAUGAUCCGUGUGUGGAACACGCUCUCAGUAACAAAUGCAUACGACGUGAAGACGCUGUGGCAGGGCAUCCGGUCCAAAGUGACUGCGCUUUCCUGGCAUCCUACCAAAGAAGGCAGCUUGGCAUUUGGAACGGAUGACGGCAAAGUUGGGAUAUAUGAUGCCUUUUCCAGCAAGCCCCCUCAGAUUUCCAGCACGUACCAUAAGAAGACUGUGUAUGCCCUGUGUUGGGGACCUCCACUGCCUCCAUUCUCAUUCGGUGCAGAGGGGGACCGGCCCCCAUUCUCCCUGUACAGCUGUGGUGGGGAGGGGGUGAUCUUCCAGCACAACCCCUGGAAGCUGACUGCGGAGGCACACGAUAUUAACAAGCUCAUCCGGGAUACAAAUGACAUUAAACACAAGUUACCAACGCACACAGAGAUGAGCUGGAAACCAGACUGUCAACAUUUGGCCAUUGGUAAUGAAGAUGGGAGCAUUGAAAUCUUUCGGGUUCCGAACCUUCAGCUGAUUUGCACUAUUCAGCAGCAUCACAAACUGGUGAAUGCACUUCGCUGGCACCAUGAUCAUAGCGAGGACCCAAAGCUCAGCUUCCUCCUGGCAUCAGGAUCCAACAACGCUGUCAUCUACGUACACAACCUGAAGGGGGCACUGGAAAGCUGUGGCGAUGCCCCCGUAACCAUCACAGACCCUUUCCGCACUCUGUCUGGGCACACUGCAAAGAUUACAAGUCUCUCAUGGAGUCCUCACCAUGACGCCAAGCUGGUAUCAGCUAGCUAUGAUGGAACUUCUCAGGUUUGGAAUGUACUUCAAGAAGAGCCAGUUAGUAACUAUCAGGGUCACAAAGGACGACUGCUCUGUGUCCAGUGGUCUCCAGUGGAGCCAGACCAGGUGUGGACGGGGGCAGAUGAUUUCUGUUUGCACAACUGGUCCAUAUCGAAGCAGGAGCAUAGUCGACCCCCAAAAGGAAAGAAAUAUUUUGAUCUGGAAAAGAAACGUUCAUUGCAACCUAAAAGCAAGAUAAAGAAAAAGAAGAAGACGGACAGCGUUCAUCAGGACGGGGCAGGAGACGCAGUGAGCAGGGAACAAGAGAGCCCUCUUCUCCUGACACAGAAUGGGGCAUCUGAUCAAGAAGAGGAUCAGGUCCCUCCUGAGAUAACAUCAGACAAAGCGACACCGCUGGAAGCUGCAGCAGAAUUUCCUAUUGUGCCAGAUAUGCCCCCAUCACCCACUAUGGAGAAACAACGUCCUAGCCCAACCAUUAAGAAAAUGCUGCUUAAAAAGGAGAAUCCUAAAGAUAAAGCAGAUCCGCACAGCCGGAAGAAAAAGUCUCGGUCUCUCCUUCCCAUUAGCACCAACAAAGAUCAUCGUUCCAAGGAAGAGCAGCAUAAGGACUGUGUGAAACUGGCGGCAGCUUUAUGUUCCAAAGGAGAUACGACUGUGACUGAAAAUUUAGCAGCGGAUCCGCAUGCCCUGAUUGAGGACUCUGCACAUCUAGGUCUCUACAGUGACCGGACUACACUGCACCGGCUCAUGGAGGAAGAGGGAAAAGCACACCUGGAGAACGGCCACCCUGAGCUCCAGCAUCAGAUUAUGCUGUGGAAAGGUGAUCUGAAGGGGACGCUGCAGUUGGCCGCAGAGAGGGGAGAGCUUACAGACCAGCUGGUGGCUCUGUCUCCUAUGGCUGGAUACAAAGUCUGGGUUUCGGCAGUGGAAGCCUUUGCGAAACAGCUUUGUUUCCAGGAACAAUAUGUGAAAGCGGCUUCUCACCUCCUGUCCAUUAACAAAGUUUAUGAAGCUGUGCAACUCCUGAGAGGAAACCACUUAUACAGAGAAGCCAUUGUUGUGGCUAAAUCUCGUCUGCUCCCAGAUGACCCCGUUCUCCAGGAGCUGUACACCAGCUGGGCCACCAUACUGGAGCAGGACGGCCACUUCUCCAUGGCUGCUAAGUGUUACUUGGGAGCAUCAUCUCCGUACGACGCAGCUAAAGUCCUUGCCAAGAAAGGGGACCUGCUGUCUCUGAGCACUGCAGCUGAACUUGCGCUAAUUGCAGGAGAGAAGAGCCUGGCGUCUUCGUUUGCGUUACGAUGUGCACAGGAGCACGUUGCUGCUAAGAACUGGGUCGGGGCCCAGCAGUCUCUGCAGCAGCACCCUAGCCUUCUGGGACAGAGGCUGGUUUUCUGCACUAGUGAACUACUGUUUAAUCACCUAGAGGAGAAGACUCCGGUAGAUUGGAAGACACAGUCGGCACCAUGUUUUCAUGACUGGAUGGUGAACGGCAACAGGGAACCUUUCAUUAGUAAACUUGCUGGCCUCUGGCAGAAAGAGUAUGGGGUCUGCACAGCUGACCAGUAUACGGAGGCCUAUCAGCAGCUUUGUGCAUCGGAGGCCCCUCCAACCACUGCCAACACCAGCCCCAAGCAGCUGCUGCUCUACAUAGCUCAGGAGGUGGCGCUGUCCGCUCUAAGUUACCUCUUAAAGAAUUGGGAUGAGGCGGCACCUGCUUUACUUCGAGCCCUCUCCUGCUGUCAUCAGGCCGGACAAUUUACAUUAAUGCAGGAAAUUUCCCAGCUGCUGCUUCCAGAUGGCUGCGAUGAGCUGAAAACUAACCUCAACCCAGACAACAAACACAGUUCUGCUGCCUGUGACAGUCUGCAGGCCUUCAUAGCCUAUCUACACCUGUAUGAGGUAUGGUGGGGUGAGCAACGCAGUCAUCCUGUGCUGGAGCUAGAGACCUCGGCUGGUGGAGAUGCAGCCCUCCCUGCACCAGCAGAGGAGUGCACUAUGAGAAUACUGCCUGACUUCCAGGUGCUGUUAUCAGAGCUACAUGUAGGCUUCCAGAAUGCUCAGCGGGAUAUUGCAGAUGUACAGCAAGCUCUCAGAGAGAUGAUACAGCAACAUCAGAGGGCCAGGCAGACCCAGGAUAAUUCUCUGGAGCUAGAGCAAGACUCCAGCCCAAACCCAACUCCAUCUCCAGAGGAACAGCCUGACAGCAAGAACCAGGCUUACAGCCUAAGUCCAAUCUCCCUGACCGAGCUGAUGAAGAAGCUUUCCACCGCUAACCAUAAACUAGCGGAGUUUCCUGAAUAUUUAAAGGUGUUGCCAUUUCCUGACGUGCUGGAGAGCUGCCUGGUGCUACUGUAUCUCUCCCCUUCAAAGCUGACCUCUGAUGUACGGGCACGGGCAAUGGACCUGCUGCAGAGGCACAGCUCCGGCUCCCCCGAUCACCAGAAAGCAGCCUGCAAGUUUCUGCCAUCAUCAGAAAGUGCAGUGCCCACAGCCUAGCCAGAGUUGGCCUCAAUCACUGCUUCCGGCUCUUCAGUAGCCACUGCACUAAUGGUGCCCAACACCUGCCUUCUCUUCUACCAGACACUGCAAACCACAAUCCGCAUUCAUUCAUCCAUUCAGAACAGUCCAAGAAAGAAACAUUGCUGUACAGUGAGGUCACAGGGGGCAUGGAACAUGCUGUACAAAAAAUGUACAGGUGGCUCCUUUGUGAUAACCGGAAUAGUCUUUACCUUAUUGCUGGGUACUAGGCACGGCCUGUAAAUCAUACUAACCAUACAUGUUACUUAUGAUGCAAUAUAAUGCCAAGGAACCUUUUUGUUAUUCUUAAUUUCAGCGUUUUUCUGUAUUAUGUUCUGUGCGGAGGCUGUGCUUUAAUUCUGCACUUACACAGUGACGGCAGCCGUUGUGUGGGCUGAACCAGCGUCCCUAUAAAACCAGCUUACCAAUUCCUUGGGAAUUACUAUGUGCCUCUGUGAUGUCUCCGGUACCAGUUGAACGGAGUGGCUGCAGUUUAAUGAAUACUGGAUCACCCAUAAAAUGGCUGCCCAAGAGUGUAGGAGAUGGAUGAUGGGAAAUGUGACUGCUUAUAAAUAUGCACAUAUAUCAGUCCUCUAAAAGUCAGAUCAUUUAAAACUUUUUUUUUUUAAAUAGGAAGAUGAACCCCCAAAUGUAGAUUGCUCCUGUAUGAAAAGUUACAUUGUACCAUUCAACAAGAGGUUACAUUGUCUCCAUACACUGACAGAAACUAGAUGUAUGCAACCUCUCACUAUAGUCCUCAGGUGACUGUUGUCCCCUUCGCUAGAGUUACAGACAGGAAGUCUGGCGUCCACGGCAGUAAUGUUUCCCCACAAUGUUAUCAGCCCACACUCUAUGUGAACUAGCACUUCAGGUUUUGCUGUACAUUAGUCACCAUUAUUCCCAGUACACAGGGUAAUUUAAUCUGACAUUAAAUCUCUUAAUAACUCAGAUCUCUGUUGUUCUGUGGCAAUGUGCCCUAAUGCAUUCAUUUGUCAUUUGAUUACAAUGUGAUCUGGAGAUAAUAAAAAGAUGUGUCCCAGUCACCUAUACUCAUCCUUUAAUGUAGGAGUCCUUUAUAAAGUGUAUCAAUUUCU
Molecule: messenger RNA, 5679 nt
Organism: Pseudophryne corroboree (corroboree frog)
Lineage: Eukaryota; Metazoa; Chordata; Amphibia; Anura; Myobatrachidae
Gene: GEMIN5
Product: gem nuclear organelle associated protein 5
Exons: 29
Coding region: 110-4564 (1484 amino acids)
Biological process (GO): spliceosomal snRNP assembly
Cellular component (GO): nucleus; SMN complex
Molecular function (GO): mRNA 3'-UTR binding; protein binding
Source: RefSeq, a predicted model, not a curated record